Molecule: messenger RNA, 5016 nt
Organism: Melospiza georgiana
Lineage: Eukaryota; Metazoa; Chordata; Aves; Passeriformes; Passerellidae
Gene: LRP6
Product: LDL receptor related protein 6
Exons: 23
Coding region: 53-4900 (1615 amino acids)
Biological process (GO): Wnt signaling pathway involved in somitogenesis; receptor-mediated endocytosis involved in cholesterol transport; canonical Wnt signaling pathway
Molecular function (GO): Wnt receptor activity; Wnt-protein binding
Source: RefSeq, a predicted model, not a curated record
UGCUGCUCCCCGCCGCCGCCUCCCCGCCGGUGAGAGCGAGGAGGGAGGGAAGAUGGGGGCCGUCCUGCGCAGCCUACUCGCCUGCAGUUUUUGUUCCCUGAUGCGAGCCGCCCCGCUGCUGCUGUACGCGAACCGCCGGGACCUGCGGCUGGUGGACGCCGCCCACGGCAAGGAGAACGCCACGGUGAUCGUGGGCGGCCUGGAGGACGCGGCCGCCGUGGACUUCGUGUUCCUCAAGGGCUUGAUUUACUGGAGUGAUGUCAGCGAGGAGGCCAUCAAAAGGACAGAGUUCAACAGGUCUGGGAGCGUGCAGAACGUGGUGGUUUCUGGGCUGCUGUCGCCUGACGGGCUGGCCUGUGACUGGCUGGGGGAGAAGCUCUACUGGACAGAUUCGGAAACAAAUCGGAUCGAGGUUUCUAACUUAGAUGGAUCACUGAGGAAAGUUUUGUUUUGGCAAGAAUUGGAUCAACCCAGAGCGAUUGCCUUAGAUCCUGCAAGAGGCUUCAUGUACUGGACAGACUGGGGAGAAGCACCAAAGAUAGAACGAGCAGGGAUGGAUGGUUCGAGCCGCUCCAUCAUCGUUAACACGGACAUUUAUUGGCCAAACGGACUGACACUGGAUUAUGAGGAACAGAAACUCUACUGGGCAGAUGCUAAACUGAAUUUCAUCCACAAAUCAAAUCUGGAUGGAAGUCAUAGGCAAGCAGUGGUUAAAGGCUCCCUUCCACAUCCCUUUGCUCUGACACUGUUUGGGGACACGUUGUACUGGACGGACUGGAACACUCAUUCCAUCUUGGCCUGCAGCAAGUACUCCGGGGAGGACCUGCGUGAGAUCCAUUCCAACAUCUUCUCCCCCAUGGAUAUCCAUGCCUUCAGCCAGAAGAGGCAGCCAAAUGCUACAAACCCAUGUGGAACUAAUAAUGGUGGCUGCUCCCACUUGUGUUUGAUGUCUCCUACCAAGCCCUCUUAUCAGUGUGCAUGUCCCACUGGUGUGAAACUUCUUGAGAAUGGAAAGACCUGCAAAGAUGGUGCCACCGCGCUGCUGCUCCUGGCCCGCCGGACGGACCUGAGGCGCAUUUCCUUGGACACGCCGGAUUUCACGGACAUCGUGCUGCCGCUGGAGGACAUCCGCCACGCCAUCGCCAUCGACUUCGACCCUCUGGAAGGGUACAUCUACUGGACAGACGACGAAGUGAGAGCCAUCCGCCGCUCCUUCCUGGACGGCUCGGGCAGCCAGUUUGUGGUGACGGCGCAGAUCGCGCACCCCGACGGCAUCGCCGUGGACUGGGUGGCGCGCAACCUCUACUGGACGGACACGGGCACGGACCGCAUCGAGGUCACCAGGCUCAACGGCACCAUGAGGAAAAUCUUGAUAUCAGAGGACCUGGAAGAACCCAGAGCCAUUGUGCUGGAUCCCAUGGUUGGGUACAUGUACUGGACUGAUUGGGGAGAAAUCCCAAAGAUUGAGAGGGCAGCAUUGGAUGGCUCAGACAGAAUUGUGCUGGUGAACACCUCGCUUGGCUGGCCAAAUGGGUUGGCACUGGAUUAUGCAGAAAGCAAAAUAUACUGGGGAGAUGCCAAAACAGACAAAAUAGAGGUCAUGAAUGCUGAUGGAACUGGCAGAAGAGUCCUGGUGGAGGACAAGCUGCCUCAUAUCUUUGGAUUCACUCUGUUGGGAGACUACAUUUACUGGACAGACUGGCAGAGGCGCAGCAUUGAGCGCGUGCACAAGUGCACGGCAGAGAGGGAGAUCAUCAUCGAUCAGCUGCCCGACCUGAUGGGCCUGAAAGCCACCAAUGUCCACCAGGUCAUUGGUACCAACCCCUGUGCAGAGGACAACGGGGGCUGCAGCCACCUGUGCCUGUACCGACCCCAAGGGCUCCGCUGCGCCUGCCCCAUCGGCCUGGAGCUCAUCAGUGACAUGAGGACCUGCAUUGUGCCAGAAGCUUUCCUGCUCUUCUCCAGGAGAGCAGACAUCAGGCGCAUCUCCCUCGAAACCAACAAUAACAACGUUGCUAUCCCGCUCACCGGAGUCAAGGAGGCUUCUGCUCUGGAUUUUGAUGUGACAGACAAUCGCAUUUACUGGACUGACAUUUCACUGAAGACCAUCAGCAGAGCGUUCAUGAAUGGCAGCGCGCUGGAGCACGUGGUGGAGUUUGGCCUGGAUUACCCCGAGGGCAUGGCCGUGGACUGGCUGGGGAAGAACUUGUACUGGGCUGACACUGGCACCAACAGGAUCGAGGUGUCCAAGCUGGACGGGCAGCACCGCCAGGUGCUCGUCUGGAAGGAUCUCGACAGCCCCCGGGCGCUGGCGCUCGACCCUGCCGAGGGGUUCAUGUACUGGACUGAGUGGGGUGGCAAGCCCAAGAUUGACAGGGCUGCCAUGGAUGGCAGUGAGAGGACCACGCUGGUCCCAAACGUGGGACGCGCCAACGGCCUGACCAUCGACUACGCCAAGAGGCGCCUGUACUGGACUGACCUGGACACCAACCUGAUCGAGUCCUCCAACAUGUUAGGCCUGGACCGUGAGAUCAUAGCUGAUGAUCUGCCUCACCCCUUUGGCCUGACCCAGUACCAGGAUUACAUUUACUGGACAGACUGGAGCCGCCGCAGCAUCGAGCGCGCCAACAAGACCAGCGGGCAGAACCGAACCAUCAUCCAGGGCCACCUGGAUUACGUGAUGGACAUCCUGGUGUUCCACUCCUCCCGCCAGGCGGGCUGGAAUGAGUGUGCCUCCAGCAACGGGCACUGCUCCCACCUGUGCCUGGCUGUCCCCGUGGGAGGCUUUGUCUGUGGCUGCCCAGCUCACUAUUCCUUGAACUCUGACAACAGGACCUGCAGUGCUCCUACCACGUUCCUGCUGUUCAGCCAGAAGAACGCCAUCAACCGCAUGGUGAUAGACGAGCAGCAGAGCCCGGACAUCAUCCUGCCCAUCCACAGCCUGCGCAACGUGCGCGCCAUCGACUACGACCCCCUGGACAAGCAGCUCUACUGGAUCGACUCGCGGCAGAACGUCAUCCGCAAGGCACAGGAGGAUGGCAGCCAGAGCCUCACUGUUGUGACAAGUCCAGUUCCCAAUCAGAACCUGGAUAUGCAGCCCUAUGACCUGAGCAUUGACAUCUACAGCCGCUACAUCUACUGGACCUGCGAGGCCACCAACGUCAUCAAUGUCACUCGCCUGGAUGGGAGACCCAUGGGAGUGGUGCUCAAGGGGGAUCAGGAUAGGCCCAGAGCCAUUGUGGUCAAUCCAGAGAAAGGAUACAUGUAUUUCACCAACCUCCAGGAGAGAUCUCCUAAAAUUGAGAGAGCAGCACUGGAUGGAACUGAGCGAGAAGUCCUUUUCUUCAGUGGUUUGAGCAAGCCCAUCGCCUUAGCUGUUGACAGCCAGCUGGGCAAGUUGUUCUGGGCUGACUCAGAUCUGCGCAGGAUUGAAAGCAGUGACCUUUCAGGUGCUAACCGGAUCGUGUUGGAAGACUCCAAUAUCCUGCAGCCUGUGGGCCUGACUGUCUUUGAGAACUGGCUCUACUGGAUUGACAGGCAGCAGCAGAUGAUUGAGAAGAUUGAUAUGACCGGUCGAGAAGGACGCACAAAGGUCCAGGCUCGCAUUGCACAACUCAGUGACAUCCAUGCUGUGAAGGAGCUCAACCUGCAGGAAUACAGACAGCAUCCGUGCUCUCAGGACAAUGGUGGCUGCUCCCACAUUUGCAUUGUGAAGGGGGACGGCUCCACGCGCUGCUCUUGCCCCGUGCACCUGGUGCUGCUGCAGGAUGAGCUGUCCUGUGGAGAACCACCAACAUGCUCCCCUCAGCAGUUCACCUGUUUCACAGGUGAGAUUGACUGCAUCCCGGUGGCCUGGCGCUGCGAUGGCUUCACCGAGUGUGAGGACCACAGUGAUGAGAAGAACUGCCCAGUGUGCUCUGAGAGCCAGUUCCAGUGUGAGAGUGGGCAGUGCAUAGACAGUGCCCUGCGCUGCAAUGGGGAAGCCAAUUGCCAGGACAACUCAGAUGAGAAGAACUGCGAAGUGCUGUGUUUAACGGAUCAGUUCCGCUGUGCCAGUGGGCAGUGCAUCGGGAAAAGCAAGAAGUGUGACCACAACCUGGACUGCAGUGACAGCUCUGAUGAGCAAGGAUGUUACACAACAGAGGAACCUGCCCCACAGCCCAACAACACCAUAGGCUCCAUCAUUGGUGUGAUCCUUACAGUCUUUGUGGUGGGAGCAAUGUACUUCAUCUGCCAGAGGGUGCUGUGCCCACGCAUGAAGGGCGAUGGGGAAACCAUGACCAACGACUACGUGGUGCAGGGGCCACCCUCGGUGCCUCUGGGCUAUGUGCCUCACCCAAGCUCCCUGUCAGGCUCUCUGCCUGGUAUGUCUCGAGGUAAAUCUGUCAUCAGCUCCCUCAGCAUCAUGGGAGGGAGCAGUGGCCCACCCUAUGACAGGGCCCAUGUUACAGGAGCCUCCUCCAGCAGCUCUUCAAGUACCAAAGGCACUUACUUUCCUCCAAUUUUGAACCCACCACCAUCACCAGCCACUGAACGUUCACACUACACCAUGGAAUUUGGUUAUUCUUCAAACAGCCCAUCCACUCAUAGAUCCUACAGCUACCGGCCCUACAGCUACCGGCACUUCGCGCCGCCCACCACGCCCUGCAGCACGGACGUGUGCGACAGCGACUACGGCCCGAGCCGCCGCCCGCCCGCCACCGCCUCGGCCGCCGCCAAGGGCUACACCAGCGACCUCAACUACGACUCGGAGCCGGUGCCGCCGCCGCCCACGCCCCGCAGCCAGUACCUGUCCGCCGAGGAGAACUGCGAGAGCUGCCCGCCGUCGCCGUACACCGAGCGCAGCUACUCGCACCACCUGUACCCGCCGCCGCCGUCGCCGUGCACCGACUCGUCCUGAGGCGCGGCCCCCCCGCCCCGAGCCCGCCGCGCUGUAAAUACAAAAAGUUCCGCCGGGGACGGGGGGAGGGAGCCGAGCGUGUACAGGUAAUGUGGGGAGGAGCACUGAAGAUAUUU